Molecule: messenger RNA, 339 nt
Organism: Strongylus vulgaris
Lineage: Eukaryota; Metazoa; Nematoda; Chromadorea; Rhabditida; Strongylidae
Source: the annotation of a GenBank genome assembly
AUGAGCCACACUCUGAAGACCUUCAAAAGAGUACUUGAAACACGACUUCGGGCGAUCAUAGAGUUGCCAUCCAAUCAGUGUGGAUUUGUAAAGGGUGCCGGUGCUGCUGAUGCCAUCCAUACUGUACGGGUAGUGACGGAGAAGUAUAGAGAACGAAGAGAGUUUCAUGCGGCUUUUCUUAAUAUGGAGAAGGCUUCUGACAAGGUCCUCUAUGAUGUCAUAUGGUGGGCACUGCGAAAACAGAUGGUUCCAGAAGUAUACAUCCAAUGGAUAAAAAUGAUCUAUCACGGAACCACGAGCCAUGUGCAAACCGCGGACUGUCAAAACCAUUCCGCAUAA